AUGAUGAGCUACUUGGGCCAUAAGGAGGAGGUGCGGUCACGAGCCCCACAGGCAGACAGACCCAGCUCUCCUCCGAAGACCUGCUUUGCCGUGGACGUGGUGGCAUCCCGCGUCGCUCGCGCCUCCCCCAGUAACGGCCUUCUCCCCGUCCCAGAGCGCCGCCCUGCCAGCCAGAAGCCUGAGGAGAGCUGGCCAAAGCACCGAAAAACUGACCCUCCCUGGGCAUCCACCCUGCCACGCAGCCCAGCUGGCUCCCCGCCGGCCCGCAGCGACCUGCUGGGUGGCAGUGGGCGCCUCUCUGGCCCACGGGUCCGGGAGUCCCACGGGCACUCCAGCAGUGGGGGUGCAGAGGCACGGCACGGGCUGGAGAGGCAGGAGUACACGGUGCUGGCAGACCUGCCCAAGCCCAAGCGCCUCGGCCAGCGGGAUGCUGCUGACCGCUAUGGCUCCCGGACACUCAGCCCUGGCCGAGUGGAGGUGGAGAGGAUGUUUGGAUGUGAACGCAGGAAAUCAGAGACACUGGAGGCCUUCCAGGCUCUGGAGGAAGGCCGUGUGGACCGACUCGAUGGCAAGACGCCGGUGCCUCCCAGCAAAGGCCACCUAACUCGGAGGCGGUCCAGCCCGAACCUGCCCAGGGAGGGUCAGCGACUCUCCUGGCAGCUGGAGCAGCGCAGCAGAGACCCCAAAGAGCGCCGGCGUUCCCCCAGCCCAGCUCAGCACCCCGAGAAGGCCAGCAGGACCCGGGGGGACUCCCCAUGCCCUGCUAGCCCUGGCUGGCUGCUGGAGAGGGGGAGCCAGAGCCCACGCUCCACAAGCCCAGCCCGCAGGUUGGAGAGGAGAGCAGGGGAGCCCGUCACCCCUCCCUGUCGCACUGAGAAAAGCUGGAGAAGCCGAGGGGAGCCUGCCCGCCCCCCAAACUCAGACAGGGGCCGAGCCACCUGGCAAGCAGGGGGUAUACAGCAGAUGCUGGAGAAGAGGAGCCGAGGGGAUUCCCUGCACCCCACAGGUGCUGGGAAGGGCACAGAUAUCGUCAGGCUGAGCCGAGCAGGGCCGCCACCACGGGCCCUCAGUCCUGGGAGACGUACAGAGAGCACAAGGAAAAGCCAAAAGGAGAUCUCCCCUCCCAGCUUGGUGCGGGGGGCAGACAGGCAACGAGUGAAGCCAGGGGAGCCACUGCACCUUGCAGGGCCCAGGAAGCCAUCCGAAUGUAGCUGGCAGAGCCUCCGGGAAAAGCUGACAUCCUCCCAGCCUGCAAAGGGCACCUGCAGUGACUGGAAAGGCCGAGGCAAGCCUCUGCGCCCCACAAGCCCGACGCGACCACUGGAGCAGGACUGGAGGGGCCGGGGGGAUGCCCACCAAGCACAGGUGUGGGAGAAGGACUGGAAGCGCCAAGAGAUGCCCGUGUGCCAUACAGAUGUGAUGCGCCAGCUGGAAAGGGACUGGAAAAACCCUGCUAGAUGUCUGGAUGUGGGAUUACGGUCGGAUGACAGCUGGAAAAGACCUGAGAGUCCAGCACAGCACCUGGAUGAGGACUGGAAGGGUCCUGAGCACACACGAGAUACACACAGCCCUGAGAAGCCAUUGGAAACUGACUGGGGGAACAAGAGUCUUCUCAUUUACCAUCCCCAGCUGGGUGGAAGCACCUUCCCACCACAAAGCAGCACUGGCUCCUCAGGAAGCCCGCAGCCACAUUUGAAUGCCAGUAAGAAGCGGAACAAGCGGGCCAGGAAAGGGACACGGCUCGGCCCCAGCAUCGCCCCCGUCCCGUCCCGUCCCGUCCCCAACGCCCCGGGGCCACCGCCCCUUUCCGUGCGGACCGGCGGCCUCGCCCGCCCCGGCGGCUCCAUUGGCUGCGGGCGGUCGGGGCGGCGGCUGCGGCUGCCAUUGGCCUGCCCGGGUCCUCCCAGGAACCGCCCCGCCGCCCUGGCUGCCAGCGCCCGGCCCCGCCGCGACCCCGGCCCCGCCGGCCGCGGCGCCCCCGCCAUGACGCCGGAUCUUCUCAAUUUCAAGAAGGGAUGGAUGUCCAUCCUGGACGAGCCCGGAGAGUGGAAGAAACAUUGGUUCGUGCUGACCGACUCGAGCCUGAGGUAUUACCGGGACUCGAACGCAGAGGAGGCUGAUGACCUUGAUGGAGAAAUCGACCUCCGUUCCUGCACGGAUGUGACAGAGUUUGCGGUGCAGCGCAACUACGGCUUCCAGAUACACACAAAGGAUGCUGUCUUCACCCUGUCAGCAAUGACCUCUGGCAUCCGGCGCAACUGGAUCGAGGCCCUGAGGAAGAAUGUGCGCCCAGUCAGUGCUCCAGACGUCACCAAACUCCCUGACUGUGACAAGGAGAACUUCCGUAACUGCGUUCCCCAGAAAGGCUCACUCCGGACGGAGGAGCAGCAGCGGCCAGGCUCAGGCUCCGAGGGGAACUCAAAGGGCAGUCACUGGAAGGCAGAUGGGCAGCGCCAUGCCUUUGACUAUGUGGAGCUGUCUCCCUUGCCACAAGACCCUGGAAAUCAGGGGUCCCUGCAGAGGACAAAAGGGAGCGUGAAGAUCUCUGACCGAACUCCCAGGUAUGAGGAGCUGGAGCGGGAUCUGGCCAUCCGUUCAGAGGAGAGGCGGAAAUGGUUCGAGACCCCCGAUGGCAGGGUCCCAAACAGCGAUGGCCCAGCAGGAGACCCUUCCCGCAAGGCCGGGGAGCAGGACCUCCCCACUCCUCCGCUUUCGGAGGACCAAAGGAUUCGUCUGAAUGAGGAGAUAGAGAAGAAGUGGCUGGAACUGGAGCACCUGCCCUUGAAGGACUUGAGGCGGGUGCCCUUGACAACACUGCUGAACCAGAGCAAGACAAGCCAGGGAGACACCAGUGAGGCGCUGAAAAAGGAGAUCGAGUCACUGCGGGCACAGCUGGAGUCCUGCCGGGCCAGAAACGAGAGCCUUCGGGAGGCAGCAAAAUCCCAGGGGGACAGCCAUGUGCCCCGAGGGUACAUCUCACAGGAGGCCUGUGAGCGCAGCCUGGCUGAGAUGGAGUCAUCCCACCAGCAAGUGAUGGAGGAGCUGCAGAGGCACCACCAGCGGGAGCUGGAGCGGCUGCGGCAGGAGAAGGAGCGGCUCCUGGCAGAGGAGGCAGCGGCAACAGCAGCAGCCAUUGAGGCACUGAAGAAAGCCCAUCGGGAGGAAAUGAAUAAGGAGCUAGGCAGGACACGGAGCUUCCAGCAAUGCAGCUCACUCCCAGAAGCCCUCCAGAAGCAGCACCAGUUGGACGUGGAGUCGCUGAAGCGGGAGCUGCAGGUGCUUUCUGAACAGUAUUCCCAAAAGUGCCUGGAAAUCGAGGAGCUCACCCAGAAGGCAGAAGAGCGGGAGCAGAUAUUGGAGCACUGUCAGCGGGAGGGGAAGGACCUCCUCCAGAAAAAUCAGGAGCUGCAGACCCGCCUCUCGGAUGAGAUUGGGAAGCUGCGAAGCUUUAUUUCAUCACGGGGCUCUGGGGACCGCGCUUCGCACAACAACGAGCGGAGUUCCUGCGAGCUGGAGGUGCUGCUCCGGGUGAAGGAGAAUGAGCUCCAGUACGUAAAGAAGGAGGUGCAGUGCCUCCGGGAGGAGCUGCAGAUGAUGCAAAAGGACAAGAGAUUUGCCUCAGGGAAAUACCAAGAUGUCUAUGCAGAGCUGAAUCACAUUAAGGUGCGCUCGGAGCGAGAGAUCGAGCAGCUGAAGGAGCACCUGCGCCUGGCCAUGGCGGCUCUGCAGGAGAAGGAGUCGCUGUGCAACAGCAAGUAAUGGUCUGCUCUACAUUUGUUAUCUGUUCUUGUUUUGUAUUUGCUCCAUUCCUCACUUGUGGGGAGAGGGAGGUUGAAUCCCUAUCCAUUGACACCUUGGUGAGGAAUCCCACAUCCCCCCCCAACCUCCUCACGCCCCUUCCAAAGCUUUUUUGAUGAACCCUUUUUGCCUGCAUACCUGAGCACGUUGUUUGGACUGGCUCCUUACAUGCACCUUCCUCAGGAUUUUAUAUGUGAAAAUUAUAUUUUAUAGAGGAAUUUUUUUCCCUGUGGAAAGGAGGGGAAGAGGAGGAGGAAAACUUUUACUACAUCACCCGCAUUUUUCUAACCUGAAAAAGAGAACCCAGUUUUUCUCCCUUUCCUAGCUCCGUUUCUCCUGGCCACACACAGCCACCUUUGGCACAUGUUCCCUCUCUUCCAAAUGUCUCCACGGUCCCCCUGGGAUGUACGGCAAGGACCAUGCUCCCCCUCCCCGUGCUGCCCCCAGGGACCUGCGGAGAAGACACACAAGCCAUAGGAGGGAGCCGCUGGAGCUAUCUGCCAUGAUGUGCUUGCCUGAGACGGUUGAAAGAGGACACCUUGGCAAGAGUCCACAUGAUCGAGCUCUCUCUCCGUGACUGCCCUUUUGGCUCCUGCAAGAACCUGCAUUGGCAGGAGCCCAGAGCCACAGGGCUUCACCUUUCUGGGGAAGAGGAGCUGUGAGGCUGCUACUGCACCCGCCCGAGCCAACCUCCCCAAGGUGACUGCUGCUGCUGCUCCGCUGUGCCCUUCAACUUUAACUUAAUAAAAUCUUCCCCUUUCGCUGA
This is a messenger RNA of Lonchura striata (white-rumped munia), 4564 nucleotides long. The record is from RefSeq and is a predicted model, not a curated record. NCBI's taxonomy places the organism in Eukaryota, Metazoa, Chordata, Aves, Passeriformes, Estrildidae.